CACAAACUUCCGACAAGGAUGCACGAAACCCUCGAAGAGAUUUCCCUUUAGUUAAUAUCCUUGUUGAUUUCCUUGAAAGACACUAACACAGUGUAAACAGACUAGAAACACAGCGCCAGUCAUGUCAGAGACAUACGAUUUCCUGUUUAAGUUCCUUGUGAUAGGAAAUGCAGGGACUGGAAAAUCUUGUCUGCUUCACAAUUUUAUAGAAAAAAGAUUCAAAGAUGACUCGAAUCACACUAUUGGGGUUGAAUUUGGCUCAAAGGUAAUCAGUGUGGUCAAUAAGUCUGUCAAGCUCCAGAUCUGGGACACAGCAGGACAGGAGCGUUUCAGGUCUGUAACACGCAGCUACUACAGAGGGGCAGCAGGGGCUCUUCUCGUGUAUGACAUCACUAGUCGAGAAACAUACAACGCUCUGACCAACUGGCUGACCGAUGCCAGGAUGCUGGCCAGCCAGAACAUAGUGAUCAUACUGUGUGGAAAUAAGAAAGAUCUGGAUGCUGACCGUGAAGUCACCUUUCUGGAGGCCUCACGCUUCGCUCAAGAGAAUGAGCUCAUGUUUUUGGAGACCAGUGCUCUUACAGGGGAGAACGUGGAGGAAGCUUUUGUCCAGUGUGCUCGGAAAAUCCUUAACAAGAUAGAGUCAGGAGAGCUGGACCCGGAGCGGAUGGGUUCAGGAAUCCAGUACGGAGAUGCAGCGUUGCGGCAGCUGCGUUCUCCCAGACGAGCUCAAGCAGAGAGCGUGCAAGAGUGUGGCUGUUAACACUGAUCCCAGGCAGCUGACCAACCAGCCGAGGCAGGUAUUGAGAACAUGAGGAGGACAUCAGUGGGGAGUUUAACGUACGGCUCAUCAUGGUGGAGUGACUGUUUCCCUCACCUUACUUUUACUCCUGUUCUGACAUGCUGGGGGACCCCCUGUGCUCCAGAAGGCUCUGGAGAAUGUUUACUGCCCCCCUCGGGCUCGAGCCAAGACAUCUGUGGUACCCAAAACCCUGAGGGUAGCUAAAAGACCCGGCCCCUGUCCCUGAGAAUACUGCACUGAGCCCCUGUUCUGCCUUUCCCUCUUCCAUAUGUAGAUGUUGUGUAGAGAAGAGUUUCUAUUAUCACCGUGGAGCAUGUUUCAUGGUUGCAGUGCUAUGACAUAUUCAUAAAUGAUUAUAUAAAGCAUAUAUAUAGCUUGGGCAUACUGCCUCUGUGAAUCUUAUCUAUGGAGUUUAUCAUGCAUUAUCUUGCUAGCACAUUGUUUCCUUUUAUUUGAUUUUUUUCUUUCCAUGUGUAUUAUGCAUUUUUUUGGUUAGUAUGUUUUAGGAAAGGAUGCUAUGUUUGUUUAAAUUUAAGGGCCAGUGCACCCUUGCCUUCAUAACGCACUGGAAUACAUUGUCAGUAUGAAUAGCUUCAAAAUCAGUGUUACAUGCUCUAUAUUUAUUGUAAAGCAUUUUUGUGCUACAGUCCCAUUUUAAGGUGUCUGUUGGAAUGGCACUAUUUAAACUGAUUUAUGAUUUAGAUUUACUGAUUUUUUUGCUUAGUUUUUUUUUUAUUGAGGAAAUGUAUUUUCUUAAUUUCCCUCUACUUGUCCCCUGUACUUACAUUCAUACAUUUUUAAGUGAACAUAUCUCAAAUUUGCUUGCACCGAAAAUUAAUGAUAAAUCAAUGUGACCCAA
Messenger RNA from Carassius auratus (goldfish), 1661 nucleotides. RefSeq names its product ras-related protein Rab-4A-like. The transcript has 8 exons. The coding region runs from base 122 to 763 and encodes 213 amino acids. The record is from RefSeq and is a predicted model, not a curated record. Gene Ontology annotation, biological process: Rab protein signal transduction. Lineage: Eukaryota; Metazoa; Chordata; Actinopteri; Cypriniformes; Cyprinidae. Gene Ontology annotation, molecular function: GTP binding; GTPase activity.